AUGGUUCUUUCCAACAUUGACUCUGGAAUUUUUGAUAAAAUUCUCGAUAAUUUGGCGCACGAUGCCCCGGAUCUCAAUUUAGCCGCAAGCCAGCGCAAUAAACGAACUCUCGCGCGGCUUGCGAUAUGUUGCAAAGCCUUCCUGGAACCCGCACUGGACCAUCUCUGGAGAAGGCUCGAUUCCCUAUUUCCGCUUUUAAAACUUUUGCAUGGUUUCAAGUCGAGCGACGGCAUCUAUGUUCUGCGAGGCAUCGUAACGCCUGACAAUUGGAGUCGGUUUGACUGGUAUGCGAGAAGAGUAAAGACUCUUUGUUAUACUGGAAACCCGUUGGGUCAAGCGGUAGCGAAGCAUGUUUACUUUCGAGUGUCCCAACUCCACUCGACGCCUUUACUCCCAUCCAUCCAGCAUCUGCAAUUUCGGCACUCGAUCCAGAAUGAUUUCCUCACCUUGGGCGUCUGCCUUUUCCUAUCUCCAUCUUUGCAAUCGGUUGAAUUUGAUGGCAUUAAGAGCGACAAACUUUGUGGCACGUUUUUUGACGCCCUCAUUUGCGAAUCCGCUCCGCUGCAAUCCGUCACACUGCGUGGACAGGGAUUGUCUAAGGACACUCUCGACCUGGCCAUUAGGUUCCAAGGCAUUCGAAGUCUAGAAAUCGAUGGGAGCUUCAUUGAUGUAGAUUGGCUGAAGGAGGCUGGUGCCCUCCCUUCGCUCCUUCACCUCAACCUCAAUUUUUUAGACUCCCCGAUUUCGGCUUUUGAUUUUGAUCUUGGCUUCAAAAAUGUCAAGAAACUCAUAAUCACUGGCCCCUUGCCGCUCAUAGACUCAUUUCUUAUGCACACAUCGACUAAGCACCUUGAGUAUUUUGACUGCCGAGUCUCUGCGGGUGUAGCUAAACCGGCCUACGAGGGCCUGACAUAUCGCGUGGUAACUCGAUGGAAAGAGACACUUCGGCAAUUUAGUAUUGCGGUGAUUUUUCAAGAACAUAGGAAGGAUGAAUUCCCGGCGAGUGCCCUACUUACUUUGGGCCUGACGGACGAAAUCAUCGUAGAGCUUGCUUCUGGUUGGCCAGAAAUUACCGAGCUCCUCCUUCCCGACUCGCCACCAGGAUUCUCCUUGCCAACUGUCACUAGCCUUCAAGCGCUAGCUGAGCGCUGCCCGCAUUUAGCGCAUCUCCGCAUACCCUUCAAUGACCUGGCCCCAGAUCUACCACCGUUGUCUCAUGGAGGUCUGAAACAUGGCUUGAAGACCUUGACAAAUGCGCGUUUUAUCAAUCCAGGAGAUAUAAGUGAUUAUCUUAGGCUUGGACGUCAUAUUGAUCGCCUCUUUCCGGGACUCAAGGUCGUCAAUAAAGGAGAAGCGGGACAUUGGGGUUUCAACUACGUCAAGUGGAAAGAAUUAUAUGAUGCCGUUUCCCUCUGUCAAACUAUACGACGGGAAACUAGGGAGGGGUAUGAAAGCGUAGGUAUAAGUAAAGAAAACUUUUAA
Molecule: messenger RNA, 1482 nt
Organism: Laccaria bicolor S238N-H82
Lineage: Eukaryota; Fungi; Basidiomycota; Agaricomycetes; Agaricales; Hydnangiaceae
Exons: 3
Coding region: 1-1482 (493 amino acids)
Source: RefSeq, a predicted model, not a curated record